Molecule: messenger RNA, 2747 nt
Organism: Orcinus orca (killer whale)
Lineage: Eukaryota; Metazoa; Chordata; Mammalia; Artiodactyla; Delphinidae
Gene: EPS8L1
Product: EPS8 like 1
Exons: 20
Coding region: 143-2452 (769 amino acids)
Biological process (GO): regulation of Rho protein signal transduction; Rho protein signal transduction; positive regulation of ruffle assembly
Cellular component (GO): plasma membrane; vesicle; ruffle membrane
Molecular function (GO): actin binding
Source: RefSeq, a predicted model, not a curated record
GUAUGCGGAGGAGGGAGGGCCCUGGGAGUGAGCAGGAAGGAGAGGCCCCUGUAGGGAAGGGAGAGAAGAGCUCAGAGCCUCCCGUCUGACACAGCUUGAGCAGCAGGGCUCCAGGUGGCAGGAGCUCCCCAUUCUCGGCACCAUGAGCUCCACCACUGGUCCAGAAGCUUCUCCCAAACGGAGUGCCAAGUCUAUCUAUGAACAGAGGAAGCGUUACUCCACCGAGGUUAUGGCCGAUGUUUCCCAAUAUCCAGUCAAUCACCUGGUGACCUUCUGCCUGGGUGAGGAGGAUGGCGUGCACACGGUGGAGGACGCCUCGCGGAAGCUGGCCCUCAUGGACAGCCAAGGCCGCGUCUGGGCCCAGGACAUGCUGCUGCGCGUGUCUCCCACACACGUUGCGCUGCUGGACCCAGUCUCCAAGGAGGAGCUGGAGUCUUACCCGCUGAGCGCCAUCGUGCGUUGCGACACGGUGAUACCGCCGGGCCAGAGCUGCUCACUGCUGCUGCUCGUGUGCCAGGAGCCCGAGCGCACGCAGCCCGACGUGCACUUCUUCCAGGGCCUGCGUCUGGGGGCGGAGCUGAUCCGAGAGGACAUCCAGGGGGCUCUGCACAACUAUCGCUCGGGCCGCGGGGAGCGCAGGGCGGCGGCGCUCAGGGCUACGCGAAAGGAGCUGCAGUGCCACCCCUCGCCCGCCGCCGAGACCGCGCCCCUGCAGCACCGCCCAACGGUCCGCGCCGCGAUCAACACGGUGGAGCCGGCCGCGGGCCGCGGGCGACCCCGGGCGGACCCCAUCCCAGAGACUGCAGAGAUGCGGAGGCCGGGCCGGGCGGAGGUCUGCAGCAGCGCUGACCCGACCUCUCGGGACCUGGGCCCCUGCGGCCCAGACCUGGCCAGUCUGCAGGCGGAGCGGGAAGUGGACAUCCUGAACCACGUGUUCGACGACGUGGAGACCUUCGUAUCAAGGCUGCAGAAGUCUGCCGAGGCGACCCGAGUGCUGGAGCACCGAGAGCGCAGCCGCAGGACCCGGCACCGGGAGGCCGGGGAGGGCCUCCUGACGCUGCGGGCCAAGCCGCCCUCAGAGGCCGAGUUCAUUGAUGUGCUUCAGAAAAUCAAGUACGCCUUCAGCUUGCUGGCCCGGCUGCGCAGCAACAUCGCCAACCCCUCCUCCCCAGAACUGCUGCACUUCCUGUUCGGACCUCUGCAAAUGAUUGUGGACACCUCGGGCGGCCCCCAGUUCGCGAGCUGCGUGCGGCGGCCGCAUCUGACUUCCGAGGCUGUGGCGCUGCUGUGGGACAACGUCACCCAACUUGAAAACACGCUCUGGACCUCGUUGGGGGACUCUUGGACCCGCCCGGGGAUAGAGCUACCCUCAGAGGAGGGACCCCCAUACAGACCUGAGUUCUACAGCGGCUGGGAGCCCACAGCCACGGACCCACAGGGCCGCGCCUGGGAGGACCCGGUAGAGAAACAGCUACAGCACGAGCGGCGCCGCCGGCAGCAAAGCACUCCUCAGGUCGCUGUCAAUGGUCACCAAGACCAGGAACCAGAAGCUGAGCCCCAGGAGCUGGAGCCGGCGGGAAAGUGGGUCCUAUGUAAUUAUGACUUCCAGGCGCGCAAUAGCAGCGAGCUGUCCGUCAAGCAGUGGGACAUAUUGGAGGUCCUGGAUGACCAGCGCAAGUGGUGGAAGGUUCGGGACCAGAGGGGGCAGGAGGGAUAUGUACCCUAUAAUAUCCUGACACCCCACCCGGGGCCGCGGGGGGGCCGCAGCCUGGAGAACAGCACUCCCUCUCCCCCUCCACCACCGAUGUCGGCCCCGGCUCCGGCUCCCCCUCCACCACCAGCGCCGGCCGUGGCUCCGGCUCCCCACCCCCCACCAGCGUCAGCCUCGGCCCCGGCUCCUCCCCCCCCUCCCCCUCCCGCACCAGUGCCGACCCUGGCUCCAGCUCCCGGUGCCCGACCAGCGCGGACCCAGGCUCCGUCUCCGUCUCGGUCUCCCAGGGACAGCUGCGAGAGCCUCAACAACUUGGACUCCGGCAAGAAGGAGAAAUUCUCCCAGAUGCUCAGUAUCAACGAGGAGCUGCAGGCACGCCUGGCCCAGGGCCUCACGGGCCCCAGCCGCGCAGCCCCGGGGCCCCGCACCCCAGAGCCCCGCGCCCCGGAGCCGCAGCUCAGCCCGCGCUCCAACGCUUCGGAGGUCCGCGCCUGGCUGCAGGGCAAGGGCUUUAGUUCAGGGACCGUGGCCGCGCUAGGCGCAUUGAGCGGCGCGCAGCUAUUCUCGCUGCAGAAAGAUAAGUUUCGGGCGCUGAGCCCCGAGGAGGGGGCGCGCGUGUACAGCCAGAUCACAGUGCAGCGCUCGCUGCUGGAGGACAAAGAGAAAGUGUCAGAGCUGGAGGCGGUAAUGAAGAAGCAAAAGAAGAGGAUGGAAGAUGAGGUGGAAACGGAAGUCAUUUGAUCCUUCCCCGCCCCUCCGCUAAGUUUCCAGGAAGCAGCCCGGCGGGAGAACGGACUCUGCAGACUGCCCCCACCAACGGAAGUAGAUCCCUCCAGGGAUCGCCGACCUGUUCCAGCCUUGGUCUUACCCCGUCCGGUUAGAUAAAUCGGCCCGUCCUUAAUGGAGUCUCCUGAGAAGUGCUCUCGUAUUGGCCGAGAACGGGCACUGAGACAAUUUAGGGCAAGUGCUUGCGCUCGGGAACCCUGUGUAUUGUGAUAAUGCUACCCAGUCUAUAAACAGCCUCCUCUUAGCAGGC